Phasianus colchicus (ring-necked pheasant) is the source of this 830-nucleotide messenger RNA. The record is from RefSeq and is a predicted model, not a curated record. Lineage: Eukaryota; Metazoa; Chordata; Aves; Galliformes; Phasianidae.
CCCAUCCCCAUCCCACCCCACACCGGUGACCCCUUCAGCAUUGCUCUCCUUGUGCAGGAUGACCCCGUGACCAACCUGAACAACGCCUUCGAGGUGGCAGAGAAAUACCUGGACAUCCCCAAGAUGUUGGACGCCGAGGACAUUGUCAACACAGCUCGCCCCGACGAGAAGGCCAUCAUGACUUACGUGUCCAGCUUCUACCACGCCUUUUCAGGGGCUCAGAAGGCGGAGACGGCGGCGAACCGCAUCUGCAAAGUGCUGGCGGUCAACCAGGAGAACGAGCACCUGAUGGAGGACUAUGAGAAGCUCGCCUCUGAUCUCCUGGAAUGGAUCCGGCGCACCAUCCCUUGGCUGGAGGACCGAAGCCCCCAAAAAACCAUUCAGGAGAUGCAGCAGAAGCUGGAAGAUUUCCGUGAUUACCGGCGUGUCCACAAACCCCCCAAAGUUCAGGAGAAAUGCCAGCUGGAAAUCAACUUCAACACACUGCAGACCAAACUGAGGCUCAGCAACCGGCCAGCCUUCAUGCCCUCCGAGGGGAGGAUGGUGUCGGUGAGCAGAGCUGGGGGAAACCGUGGCAUGGGGGGGGGUGUGGGGUGAUGCUCCUGGUGGCUGAGGACCCCCAGACCCUCCCCAUGGGGAAGCUGGGUGCAAGGGGAGAGCCAGACCUGCUCCAGUGCCCCCAGACCCUCCCCAGGGGGAGACUGAAUGUAAGAAGAGAGCCAGACCCUCUCCCAAUGCCUCCAGACCCUCCCCAGGGGGAAGCUGGAUGUAAGGAGGAGAGGCAGACCCUCUCCCAGAGCCCCCAGACCCCAUGGGGAAGCUGGAUGUAA